Messenger RNA from Colletotrichum chrysophilum, 1902 nucleotides. RefSeq lists its product as uncharacterized. NCBI's taxonomy places the organism in Eukaryota, Fungi, Ascomycota, Sordariomycetes, Glomerellales, Glomerellaceae. Bases 1 to 1902 code for a protein of 633 amino acids. Gene Ontology annotation, molecular function: zinc ion binding; DNA-binding transcription factor activity, RNA polymerase II-specific; transcription cis-regulatory region binding. Gene Ontology annotation, cellular component: nucleus. The transcript has a single exon. Gene Ontology annotation, biological process: positive regulation of transcription by RNA polymerase II. The record is from RefSeq and is a predicted model, not a curated record.
AUGAGCUCUUCGCCCACGGAGCACGAGGGGAGCUCUCCUGGUGGUGAUAGCAGUAGUCCGGCGACUGCAGCCGACGAUGCUGCCGCGGCUUCCACGCCUGAUGACCACCAUGCCGCCGCAGCCGACGAACACGCAGAAGAAGCCGAUCCCACCACCCACCCGGGCACGGCGUCGGCUCCGGCAAUGCGCACGGGCGAGGGCCGGAGUGGACCGCGGUCGAGGAACGGCUGCUGGACGUGCCGCACCAAGAAGGUUAAGUGUGACGAGCAGAGGCCGAACUGCCACCGCUGCACCCGCUUGCGGCUCCUGUGCGAUUAUGCACCCCGCAUGAAGCUCACCAAGCGAGGCAAGAAAAGCAAGGAUCGGCUGCUAUCAUCCGUCUCGUCGGCUGCGUUUGGAGAGGUGAGGUCGCCCGGCUUGCCGAGCUGGGCGCAGGCCGUCGCGGACCUGGACCAGAGCAAGACGCUCUCGCUCUUCAACCCGUCGGCUCCGGCUACGGGCGUAUGCGCGUUGGAUCUGUCGUCGGCUGAUCACGAGGCGAUCCGCUACUUUCGCACGAGCUUUGCUAAGCUCAAUCACACCAAGAACCCGGACUUCUCGCUGUACUCCAUCAUGUUCGACAUUGCGCAGACGGAUCCCAUGGUCAUGCACGUGGUCCUCGCUCUGGGCGGAAGAGAGCUGGAGUUCCGCCGCAACAAGGAUGCUGAGGAAGCCCGGGGCCCGAGAACGCCUCUGCAGCAUUACUCGUCGGCGUUGAGAAUGAUGGCUGACACCAUUGGCAGCGACGGUAACGAUCCGCUGGAUCUCGAUUCAGUCUGCACGGCGUUGUAUCUCAUGCUGCUCUAUGAGCAAAAGUAUGGUGACGGAAAGUGCCAGGGUCUUUCAAACCAUCUCACCGGCGCAAGCUUGAUACUCCAACAUCGAUUCAAAGAUCUGCUUCUCCAACUACCGGCCCCCUCGCCCGAGACCAGCAGGAAAAGCUUAGCCCUUACCCGGCGGGGCCAAGACGAGAACGGAUCGCGGCUGUCGCUGUACUCGGCGCGCAUGCUGGUCUGGAUUGCCCUGCAUGAUGCAGCUGCAGCAUCGUACGGGCUAGGCGGGCAGUUGAACUGCGCUCUGCACAAGAUCAUGGGCGCCCUGGAUGCCAGCAACGGCAUCACUCGGACCGGGAUCCCCAACAGUCCUUUCCAGCCGCUCGACAGCUUCGAGAGGUUGCAUCGCUUCUCGAACCCGCUGUACCGCAGCAUGUGGGCAGAUGCGUAUCCUCAAGCCGAGCUUCUAGACGACGUCGAGAACCGCAACGUGUACGCAUUCCUCGGCGCGUGCAGCCAGCUGCGCUUCAUGAUUGCCCAGCUUGCGAACCUGUCAAACGACGAGGACGAAGCUUCGCAACAACAGCGCAUCAUGGCAGUGGACAUGACCAUCCAGCAGGUUGGCUGGAAGUUCACCGAGCUCCUCGAAGUCGCAGCGGAACUGUCCAUCAGCACGGACAACUCCCACCGUCUCGUCGCCAACAUCCGCGGCAUCGUCCCACACUACCAUGCCGUCGUACUCGAGUUCCUCCGCCUGACUCGCUUCAACGAGACCCCGAUGCUCUCCACACGCCAACGCAAUGCCCUCCGCGAGAUCAUGAACCUGGCUUUCCAGGCCUUCAAGCACGAAGGCGACGAGUCCAUGACACGCAUCGCGUGGCCGCUGUUCAUGGUCGCGCUGGAGACGGAUGACUUGCUGCACCGGGAGUGGGUGCUCAGCCGGUUCCAGGGCAUGAGUCGGUUCGGCAAGAACCUCGACCGCGCUCAUGCCUUCUUGAAAGAGAUUAUUGAGAUGCAGAAUAAGCUGGGCAGACGAGUUGAUGUGCGCGAGCGGUUCCAGUCCGGCGAGGUGGGGUUGUUUGUUAUCUGA